Molecule: messenger RNA, 1302 nt
Organism: Penicillium verhagenii
Lineage: Eukaryota; Fungi; Ascomycota; Eurotiomycetes; Eurotiales; Aspergillaceae
Product: tryptophan--tRNA ligase WRS1
Exons: 2
Coding region: 1-1302 (433 amino acids)
Biological process (GO): tryptophanyl-tRNA aminoacylation
Cellular component (GO): cytoplasm
Molecular function (GO): tryptophan-tRNA ligase activity; ATP binding
Source: RefSeq, a predicted model, not a curated record
AUGGCGGACGAACCAGGUCAACCCCCCGCGCUCACCAGCCUGAACCUUGCCGAACAGGCCUCGGUACCCAAGUCUACUGGCCAAAUCGUGACACCCUUUGAUGUUUCCGGUGGUGUGGAUGAGUCCGGAAAGUUGCUCCCUGUCGAUUAUGACAAGUUGGUGCAGCAGUUCGGAGCCAGUCCUUUAACUCCCGAUAUUCUUGCGCGCUUCGAGAAGGUUACAGGCCACCGACCCCACCGUUUCAUGCGCCGUGGCAUCGUGUUCAGUCACCGCGAUCUUACCAAGAUCCUCGACCGUCAUGAGAAGGGCCAGCCUUUCUAUCUAUACACCGGCCGUGGACCGAGCAGUGACAGCAUGCACGUGGGACACACUGUGCCGUUUGAGUUCACCAAGUGGCUCCAGGACGUUUUCGAUGUUCCCCUUGUGAUCAUGAUGACUGACGAUGAGAAGUACAUGCAUUCUGCAAAGAUCGAGAUUGAGGAUGCCAAGCGGUACACAAAGGCCAACGCCAAGGAUAUUAUUGCUGUCGGGUUUGAUAUGAAGAAGACGUUUAUCUUCAGUGAUUUCGACUUCGUUGGUGGCGCAUUCUACGAGAACAUCUGCCGCAUGGCCAAGCGCAUUACCAUCAACCAGAUCCGUGGCACAUUUGGAUUCAACGACAGCAACAACAUUGGAGAGUUCCACUUCUGCGCCACUCAGUCUGCCACGGCCUUUGCCACCAGUUUCCCCCAGAUCUUUGGUAACGACUUCAAGAAAGUUUCUUCGAUUCCUUGCCUGAUCCCCUGCGCUAUCGAUCAAGACCCCUACUUCCGCCAGUGUCGUGAGCAUGCCGAGAAGAUGAAGUAUAAAAAGCCAUCGCUCAUCCACUCCGUCUUCUUGCCUGCCCUCCAAGGACCGGGCUCCAAGAUGUCUGCCAGUGUGGACAGCUCCGCCAUUUUCAUGAACGACACUCCCAACAAGAUCAAGAACAAGAUCAACAAGUUUGCUUUCUCUGGUGGUGGUGCCACUGCUGAGUUGCACCGCGAGCAUGGUGGUAACAGCAAGGUCGAUGUGCCCUUCCAGUACUUGACUUUCUUCCUUGAGGAUGACGAGGAGCUCGAGAACAUCCGCACCACCUAUGAGAAGGGUGAGAUGAUGACCGGUGAGAUCAAGCAGCGCUGUAUCGCUGAGAUCCAGAAGUACGUGACUGGGUUCCAGGAGCGUCGGGCUAAGGUCACUGAUGAGAUUGUGGCUCAAUACAUGCUCCCUCGUACUCUUGAGUGGAAGGGAAACCCCAACCCUGUGGUAGCCGAAAAGAAAUAG